Molecule: messenger RNA, 1073 nt
Organism: Salvia hispanica
Lineage: Eukaryota; Viridiplantae; Streptophyta; Magnoliopsida; Lamiales; Lamiaceae
Product: gamma-glutamylcyclotransferase 2-1-like
Biological process (GO): glutathione catabolic process
Cellular component (GO): cytoplasm
Molecular function (GO): glutathione specific gamma-glutamylcyclotransferase activity
Source: RefSeq, a predicted model, not a curated record
UCAUUCCUUCCCCUCCCUCAUUCAUCACACAAACUAGCAUUUCUAGAGAGAGAGGGGAAUCUCAGGUGAUUUCUCUCCCUCUGCCAUCCAUUUCCACUGUCGCCUGCUGCAGCAAUCCAUCAUCUUCAGCUCCCGCAUUGCCUCCGAUUCCACUCUUAAAACUCAAUCUGUAAGAAGAAAUAUGGUGUUGUGGGUAUUCGGGUACGGGUCAUUGGUGUGGAACCCGGGAUUUGAGUAUGAUGAGAAAGUGAUUGGGUUUAUCAAGGAAUACAGACGCGUAUUCGAUCUCGCCUGCAUUGAUCAUAGAGGCACGCCUCAGCACCCUGCUAGAACUUGUACCUUGGAGAAGAGUCAAGGCUCUCUAUGUUGGGGGGCUGCGUAUUGCGUUCGUGGAGGGCUGGAGAAAGAAAAGGCAGCAAUGGAGUAUCUGGAAAGAAGAGAAUGUGAGUAUGAUGAGAAAACACUUGUAGACUUCUACAAGGAAGGUGAAUCUGAGGUGCCCUUGCUCACUGGAGUCAUAGUGUUCACUUCCACUCCAGAUACGAUAUCAAACAAGUACUAUCUGGGCCCUGCUCCUUUGGAGGAGAUGGCAAGGCAGAUUGCAACGGCCACUGGACCGUGCGGGGACAAUAGGGACUACCUCUUCUCGAUGGAGAAGGCGAUGUUCGACAUUGGUCAUGAAGAAGACUAUGUGAUCGAGCUAGCGAAUGAAGUGAGGAAGGUGCUCGGAAUAGUAAGUGUCGCGGCCAAGGAGAACAAGUUAUCGGGUCCUUCCCUCGUUCCUCUGAAGUCGAGCUUGUCACCUGUGAAACUAGCAACAUUGUCGGGGGCAAUAGCGAUGGAUUCUUGAAAGCAGCUGUUAACAGCGGAAAGUUGAAGCUUUGUUUGUUGUAACAAGGCUGCUUUCUGCCGAUUUAGGUAAGAGUCUUUGUUUCCCAUCAAAUUCAGUUCAGAUUAUUAACAGAAUAAAGCUUCCUUGUUUUGAGGCAAAAGUAUCCUUGUUUUUCACUAGAACUCAUGUUGUUUUUCCAUCAUCAAAGAAGCAAAAAAAAAAUCCCACUUUCUUUGUAUAA